This is a messenger RNA of Plectropomus leopardus (leopard coralgrouper), 5231 nucleotides long. It is a transcript of the gene loxl4, whose product is annotated as lysyl oxidase-like 4. Gene Ontology annotation, biological process: collagen fibril organization; peptidyl-lysine oxidation. Lineage: Eukaryota; Metazoa; Chordata; Actinopteri; Perciformes; Serranidae. Gene Ontology annotation, molecular function: copper ion binding; protein-lysine 6-oxidase activity. Gene Ontology annotation, cellular component: membrane. The record is from RefSeq and is a predicted model, not a curated record.
UAGGCACACUCCUUCACUCAGUCACUCUCCCCUUGCCGGUGACGUCCACCACUGCAAACAUUUGCUGCCUGCCAGCUUACCUGCAGCCCCCCUCGUCUCAGUCACGAUGACCCGCGCCCUCUGCUUGAGCUUCCUCCUCCUCCUGCUGCUGUCUCUGUCCUGUCCCGCGCGCGCUGAACCCCGGCGGACCACGUCCUCUCAGCGCAGGCAGCCUCGCGCACCGGCAGCCAAGGUGCGUUUGGCGGGCAACUAUGCGCGAGAGCCCCACGAAGGGCGCGUGGAGGUGCUGCACAACAACACCUGGGGGACCGUCUGCGAUGAUGAAGUGGACAUCAAGCUGGCCAACGUGGUGUGCCGAGAGCUGGGCUUCAUGAACGGUGUAACGUGGGCACACAGCGCCAAGUAUGGAGAAGGAGCGGGCCCAAUAUGGAUGGAUAACGUACGCUGUGACGGCUCGGAGAAGUCCUUGAAGGACUGCAAACACAACGGCUGGGGUGUGAAUGAUUGUAAACAUUCUGAAGACUUGGGGGUGGUUUGCACUGCUGAGCGCAGGCUUGAUCAGACAGCCAGUAGAGGCCACACCACUGCCUUCAGGCCCAAUGGCAACCCCGCACCUCAGUGGCAGGGCCUCGUGGCCACCCAUAGGCAUCCGGGAUAUGGCUAUUAUGGAAAUGGGCAUCAAAAUGAGAUCCCCAGGUUCCACAGACACCACCAGGGUCACAGUAAAGUGCAAAUUGAGGAGGUCCGACUUCGCCCCAUCCUCAUGGCUACCAAGAGGAAGAGCCUGAUCACAGAGGGUGCAGUGGAAGUAAAGCAUGCUGGGAGAUGGAGGCAAGUUUGUGACCUGGGUUGGAGUCUCAACAGCAGUCGAGUGGUGUGCGGGAUGCUUGGCUUUCCAGAGGCUACUCAGCACAAUGUCAAAACAUACAAGAAAAUAUGGGAUACAAAGGUUGCAGAUCCUUCAACAAGAUUGAGCAUGAUGUCAAAGAAGAAGGGAUUCUGGGUAGAGAAAAUUAACUGUCUCGGCACUGAGAACAGCCUGUCAGAGUGCAUUGCUCAGCUGUCUAUCCCCCGUAGUCCCAGUCCCUGUAAGAACGGGAGACAUGCAGUGGUAAAGUGUGUGCCAGGACCUCAGUUUGCACGCAUAUCCUCAGGGAGACCCCAGGCCCCCUAUCCAGUUGUGCCUGUGCGUCUGAAGGCCGGCCCCAGGCUGGGUGAAGGUCGUGUGGAGGUUCUACGAGAUGGAAAAUGGGGGACAAUCGUGGACCACUUGUGGGACAGAACUGCAGCCAGUGUGGUGUGCAGAGAACUGGGCUUUGGUACUGCCAAGGAUGCCCUGCAAGGAGCCUUUAUGGGUCAAGGCACAGGACCUAUACAUAUGAACAGUGUCCAAUGUAUGGGCUCAGAGCGCUCCAUCCUAGACUGCUACUACCAGGAAGUCCAACCGUGGACAUUUAAGCACAGCCAGGACGCCUCUGUACGCUGUAAUGUCCCUAAAACCGGCAUAGAAAACACGGUGCGGCUUACUGGUGGUAGAGUCCCAUCAGAAGGCCGUGUGGAGGUGUUGAUGGAGGUUGGGGGUCGUAAGCGCUGGGGCUCAGUCUGUAGUGAAAACUGGGGCAUCAAUGAGGCCAUGGUGUUAUGCAGACAGCUCGGCCUGGGCUUUGCAGCCAGCGCUCAUCAGGAGACCUGGUACUGGCCAGGUGACCAAAAUGCAGCUGAUGUUAUUCUCAGUGGUACUCACUGUGUGGGCACAGAGCUUUCAAUUCAACAGUGCCGCCGGAACAACCAUGUUCAUUGUCCUCGAGGAGGUGGAACAAAGGCCGCUGGGGUCAGCUGUUCAGAUACUGCACCUGACCUUGUCCUGGAUUCCCAGCUGGUCCAGGAGACAGCCUACCUGGAAGACCGACCCCUCCACCUGCUGACCUGUGCCAACGAGGAGAACUGUCUGUCUUCAUCUGCUGCCAGGAUGAACUGGCCUUACGGCCACAGACGCCUGCUACGCUUCUCCUCCCGCAUUAUGAACCUGGGUCGGUCCGAUUUCAGACCCAAAGCAACAAGAGAGAGCUGGACAUGGCACCAGUGUCACAGGCACUACCACAGUAUCGAGGUGUUCACGCAUUACGACCUGCUGACUCUGAAUGGCACGAGGGUUGCAGAGGGACACAAGGCCAGUUUCUGUCUGGAGGACACAUACUGCCCCGACGGACUCCAGAAGCGCUUCUCCUGCUAUAACAUGGGUGAUCAGGGUAUCUCUGUGGGCUGUUGGGAUACGUAUCGACACGAUAUCGACUGUCAGUGGAUUGACGUGACUGAUGUCCGACCAGGAGACUACAUCUUCCAGGUGGAAGUGAACCCCUCAAUGGACAUGGCUGAGUCUGACUUUAUGAACAAUGUCAUGAGAUGUCGGUGCAAAUAUGACGGCCACAGAGCUUACAUGUACGGAUGUCAUGCAGGUGAUGCAUAUAGUGCAGAGAUUGAGGACCUGUUUGAGCACCAGAGGCAAAUCACCAACAACUUUGUGUAGCCCCUCCCAGGGCCAAGCGCAAAGGCCUUCCAGUGGGGCCAAAAGACUACUCAGGAUGGGCUGAGGUCGAUGGCCCCUGGCCCUUUGGACCUUAGGACCCACAAAAACAGACAACACACAAAUGGCGCCUGUUCUUUCCAUGGCCGAUAUGGAUAAAACAUUCAAAAGCGCAUUGUAUCACAGUAGCGACCGUUGCAGAGACUUCACUGACAACGAGAGUGAAACAGGUGCCCGACGGUGCAACAUGUCUUUUACUUUAGUUUAUUAAGAAGAUAUUGGAUUCAAACUAUGCAGAUUUUUUUUGUUUUGUGAAUGUGGACGACUAGUAACUUAAAUUAGUUAUUCAAAAUGUAUACGCAUGAAAUUACUAACUAUCUCUAUAACUAAUCCGUUACAAAGACAACAGGGAGGCUGGUACAGUUGGGAAAUCUUAUUCCCAACCCACAAAAUAUGAAAAACUCUCUAAAAAAUAAUAAUUUGGUGAGUUUGCGUAAUUUCUGUUGCAAAAGGCUGAUUUAAUGCACAUUCAGCAAAAGUACUAUUUUAUCCAAAUUCUUUCCUUACUGAAUUUUGAAAAUGUUGUGCUUUUACAUUACUUCAAUAUUGGUGCUCUUUAACAAUAUGUUGUAUUAACCUCAGAACGUUUCAGGUGAACAGUGUUGUACAAUGCAUUUUGGGUAGCUUUUUCUUUGACAGUUAAUUAGGUAUUUUAACAUUGCUUUGGUUUUAACAAAAUCAUUAUUUUAUAAAGUGUAGUUGUGCUUCAGCAUUAAGCUUCUGACCUAGAAUAGGUAAGAAGAGCUCAAAUGAUUUUUAUGGAACAAAGCACUUUAUCUUUUAAACAGCAGUAUUCUAUUUUUGCCCCCUUUCUAAAAUUAGCCUUCAAAUUGACUUUUUAGGGUGUUUAUCUAAAAAACAUAUUUUUGUUUUUUACAUUGCAAAAAGUGAAACAUAAGGUUUGUGUUUAGUUUUCAUAUACAAUGUACUAUUUAUACUGUAACUUUAUUUAUUCAUGGAUUUCACACAUACACAGCAUGCUCAGUAAAGAGUUUGUUAGCCUGCGCUCAAUUAACAAUACUGAAUUUUUUUUGUUUUUCUGACAUCAUUAACCAGGGAGAGAAAAUUAUUUAAUACAGGACAUAAUAUUAGAACGUUUCCAUGAUACAGAUGAAUAAUUGUUGAUUUAUUUUAUUUUUGUUAUUAAAACAACUGUAACUGUACAGUUUUUUCUUCCAGCCUCUGUGAUGGGAGGGAGAAACCACAGUAUUGUGGCAGGCAUGCAGGCUGGGUUUUGAGAGCGUAUAAAAAGCCUUUUAAUUACGUCUGUUUGGGUUAGACUUAAGGUUACGGUUAAGGUUAGGGCUAUAGCAUGUGCUUUAUAAAGAAACACUAUGGAAUUGUUACUUAGGGAAUAACGGGACAAGCGAGAAUCCAUCUUUACCCAAACUUCGAGAAAGAUUCUGAGUUUCUUAGAAAUUCAGAAGGUGUUUGAAAGAAAGAUUGAGAAAGUGAGACAGAACGAGAGAUGAAGUUUGGAGAGAGGCUUAAGCAGACAUACAGUUUUUACUAUCAUAGCUGCCUUUUUGUAGGCAGCCAUACAGAGACCACAAGCUGGCAUUUUCAGCUCCCCAAUGAGAACAACAUGUUUGUCUCGGAGAAAAAAUAAACUCCUCAAUUCACGCUUUGACACAGUAAACAGUGGCCUUGUUUUUUACUAAAGUUGGGCCUUCUAAAAUAUACUGUAUUUCUCUCUUUGCUAACAUUUUAGCUCCACACCAAACCAUGAUGCAACUCCUUUUUCUUUACAACAUGGAACUUGUGUUAAUCAUGUAGUUUUACUCCAUUAAUGUGUUUGAUGUGUUUGGCUUAAUGUCUUAGUGGUUAAACCUGUUAAGACGUUUUUUCUAAUGGCCAGUUUCCAGGACUCGUCGUGGAAAGGACAAGUCACUCAUAAAGACAACUGCAGACUUCAUUAAUUUCUUUAGCACAUUGUUUCCCUCUUGGCUGGAAUUUCAUGAUUUUGAUUACACAAAGCAGGCUUAAAAAGAACGUGCAGCUUUUUAGAAUAACCUUUUCUAAUCGCCUGAUUGAACAGAGUCAGCCCUAUUACUAAAAACUGUUGGAGAUGUUAGCAGAGAGAUGUGAAAGUCUAAAAUGAGUUUCUGCUUUUCUGUUGUUUCGUGCUUGUGUACAGUUGCUGUUGACAUAUUAUGGUCUGUUCUGUGUUAUUUAAAAUAAUAUUUCAUUCCAUAUCUUAAGUUGGUUCAUAUUCAUCACUCUCACAUUACUGUAUUGUACCCAUGCUAUGUGCAUAGCACUGGGACAUUGUUUUCCAUGGCCAGUUAUUUUGUCUUUAAAGCUGAGAGUGUGAGCUACAUGGUGCUUAUCUAUAAUCAUAUUCAUAGAAAGCUGUGCUCUCAGGGACUUUAACCUCAUCUAAAGAGAAAAAAAAAGUUUCAUGUGAUGUGAUUAGGGUUGCUUUUAGCUGUGAUUCACACUCUUACAAAAAUACCCACAUGUUUAUUUUCUAGGUAAAAAUUGAAGGUAUGAAGAUGAUAAGCUUUGUUAACAUUUUUCCUUGAGGAAAGUGGACAUAACUGUGGAUACACACUGGCUGAAUCAGAGGCAAAUUUCAGUAGAAGACCAAAUCACAAUCCAUUCAUUCAUCAUUACUGUGAAUCAAUAAAACUUCAUCACAUACUAA